Symbiodinium sp. CCMP2456 is the source of this 864-nucleotide messenger RNA. NCBI's taxonomy places the organism in Eukaryota, Dinophyceae, Suessiales, Symbiodiniaceae. The record is from the annotation of a GenBank genome assembly.
AUGCGCGCCGCUGCGAUGACUGAACCCGGCACCUUCGAACCCGAGCUUGCGAACACGGCUUGCGAGCUGAGCGCUUUCCGAGAUGAACUCCGCCGCUUCGCCACACGUCGUAAGACAGAGGCUCAGAGCUCAACCUUUUCAGGUGAUUCUGCCGGUGGACGACGGCCUGCCGAGCCAAACGGAGAUGUCUUCCAAGAGCUCCAGCUAAGCCGCAGCGGCCCUGUGCCACUGGGGGAACUGGACUUGCCUUUGAUGGAUCCCCCGAGCUUGCCCCAUGGACUUGCAGCACAGCUUAGGGUGGCAGCGGCGGAAUGUGAGGCCAAAGAGCCCAUGUCGAUGUCCAGGCAAACCGUCGAUGCGAAUGCGACCCAAGCUUGCUCUGCCGUGGAAGUCUUCGUGGACAGUGGCGGCUCCACUUCUCUGCCUCAAUACUGCGCGGAAGAUCACGGGCUUUGCGUGGCCGCAGCCGCUGUCCGAAAGAAGGAGGUGACCGAGGCCGAAUUGGCCCAGGUGGCCGAGGUGAGGAGACUGCGAAACGAGUUGGCAGCGGCGGAGAUGCGCUCACUGCAGAUGGAGGGUCGCCAGGACGAGCUGCUCGCAGAGCUGAAGGCGUUUCAGCUCGAGAUCCGCCAGGAGCUCGGAGCCGAAGCUCAGUUGCCCGGGCCCGGCGAGAAGGAGAAGCUCGCAGCGAGGGAGCUGACGGCUGGAGCCAAGCUUUUCAGACUUCUGAACGGCCCGAAGCCCUUGCUGGCCAAAGGCCAUUGUACAGUCUGCCGAAAAGCUCAGCCUUCGAUGAAGCUGCGAGGACACUCCUGUCGGAGAUGUCUGCGUCUCUUCAAGCCCUGCAGGAGGCUCCAUGCUUGA